AUGUUGAGUUCCUGGAGUACUAGCUUGAACCUCGUCUUCUUGAGCGUGGCAUGGACAACCAUCGCAGCAAGCUACUCUCCUCUUCAGUUGGAGUUGUUUGCGCCCUUCGUCCUGCGCCUCUCCCUCUACAUCAUUCCCUCCCUCGUGUUCCUCUUGUUCGAUGUCGGACUGCCGAGCUUAUCCAUGGAAUUCAAGGCUCAGGGCAAAUUGGGAAUCCCGAGCAACCAAAGAGGUGGGAGCAAGAUGAUCAGAAGAGUGGUCUUGUGGAGCUGCGCGAACGUGCUGUUCACAGUUGCGAUUCAGGCCGGAAUAGAGUUCUUGGUUACGGAUGUGUUUAGAAUGAGGAGUCUACUUCUUAUCAAAGGCAGUAAAUGGGGACUCAACCAUCUCCCUAAUCCGUGGACCAUGUUCAAGCAUGCCAUCAUUGGGCUGCUAUCACGAAACAUUCUCCAAUACUACAUACACACGCACCUGCUGCAUUCCCCCAGCGGCGGCCGUCUCGCCCAAUUGCAUCAAUCAUGGCACCACAGCAUCCGCAUUCCCUUCUCCUUCGCCGCAAACUAUGAUCACCCGCUUCCCCACCUACUCCACCGCGUCCUACCACUCUACCUACCCGCCAUCUUACUACGAAUGCACAUCCUCACGUACCUAAUCCUGGUCGCAAUCUUCAGCCUCGAAGAGACCUUUGUGUACUCUGGCUACAACGUCCUGCCAUCGACCAUCAUGUUGAGAGGCAUGGCGCGACGAUGCGACGCGCAUAUGAUGAGUCAAGGUGAGGGUAAUUUUGGGUGCCUGGGUGUGCUGGACUGGUGUCAUGGGACGACGUUGGGGAAAGACGUGGUAGAGGAUUUGAAAGCGGAAAUGGACAAACACCAUGUUGAGGAGAAGGCAGGGAAGGCUAUCGAUGGGGCGGGGGAUGCAGCGAAUGGGCUGGCGGGGAAACUCAAGGGGCGCAUGAGGCAAGGAAGGGGAAAGAAAUAG
Molecule: messenger RNA, 981 nt
Organism: Cucurbitaria berberidis CBS 394.84
Lineage: Eukaryota; Fungi; Ascomycota; Dothideomycetes; Pleosporales; Cucurbitariaceae
Exons: 2
Coding region: 1-981 (326 amino acids)
Biological process (GO): ergosterol biosynthetic process
Molecular function (GO): C-4 methylsterol oxidase activity; iron ion binding
Source: RefSeq, a predicted model, not a curated record